GCAUCUGAUCGUUUGGGCAUCCACAACUCCCAAGGUCACCGCGACCGUGUGGUGGUGGUAUUCUCAGCCAUAGUUGCGCGCGGGGCUAGCGAGUUCCAUUUAGUUACUUGAAGGGUGUACACCACUGUCAGUUGUUUGUAGUCAUCCCGCACCCUUUUGGACUCUCGCUCUGGCUACUUCAACAGUGACCUGUCAACUUCGGUGGUGUGUUCUACAUGUGCUUCGAGUAAACAAUUGUGAGACGUCAGGCACACAGCUUGUUUGCUAAAUUACAAGGACGAUCUAUUGCUGUAUUCCAGAAAGUAGACAAAAUUCCACCUGUAACACCAAUGUCAAGUCUAUCCUACCGAUAUCCACCGCAAGCACACUUCCCGCCGCAAGCACCAUUCCACCAGCCCGAACCGGCUGCAGCGGCUCCCGCAAUGUCUUCCCAACGUUUCUGUUUACGAUGGAACAAUCAUCAGUCGAACCUGCUCUCAGUAUUCGACCAGCUCUUUCAAGAUGAAAGCUUCGUUGACGUAACCAUAGCUGUAGAAGGACGACUUCUCAAAGCUCACAAGAUGGUUUUAUCAGCGUGCAGUCCCUACUUCCAAGCGCUGUUCAUGAACCAUCCAGAUAGGCACCCGAUAGUGAUUCUCAAAGACGUACCCUUCAACGACAUGCGGUGUUUGCUGGACUUUAUGUACCGAGGAGAGGUUAGCGUGGAUCAGGAUAGACUGUCAGCUUUUCUACGGGUGGCCGAAAGUCUCAGAAUAAAAGGGUUAACUGAAGUUAAUGAAGAAAGAUGUGAUAGUAUAGCUUCCACACUCACUCAACAAAACAUGGGGAACUUGCAGCGCCUCCAGCAGAACAAGAGGUUCGGAAACAAUUUGAAUAUGCUCAGCAAUGCGUUGUUGCAGCCUAAGAGGAAACGCGGUAGGCCACGGAAGUUGUCUGGAUGCUCGAACGGACCUGAUGAUUACGAUAAGGAAAUUGUGCAGGGCAGUCCUGAGAUGUUGGAGGUCAAGAUGGGAAUGGACAAUUUCAGUGAAAAUCAGUCUGAUGGUAGCACUGGAAAACCUGAUAUUGACGACGAUAAGAUUAAAGAUGAAGAAGAACCUGUUGCUGGGACUUCGAACGAGCAGCAAAUGUACAAUCACUCGAAAAGCUCUGAUGAAUUUCAGUCUUCCGAAGAGUACUACGAUUAUCAAGAAAAUAACCAAAACCACACCAAUCUUCCUUCCUCGCUAACUGUAGAACUCAUCACUCCAAUCAAACAGGAAUCUGUAAUUAUCUCAACCGAAGCAGCACGUAACAUGGUUCACGAAAGCAUCGAAGUAGACGAGAAAUAUGAACCUUCCUCAGAACCUGAACACAGUGCCGGAGUGCAUUUCCUCACGGAUGAAGAAAAUAUCUCAUCAAAAAUGGACAGUGAGAGUUACGAACGAAAGAAGAACGAGCUGCUUGAAUACCUGAUACGACAAGAUGGAAGUGUUGUUUGUAAACUGUGCGGUGAAGUUCUAGCGUCUAGGACACACUGGUAUCGGCACAAGUACAAGUUACACGGAAAUAAUAAUCUAGUCAAUCCUGCCCCGCUGUUCAAGUGCCACCACUGUAACGUAUUUUUCAAAAGCCGAAAAGGCUACAUGGGACAUAUCGCCACCAGGCAUUCAGAACCUCAAGAACAAGAAGAAAUCAAAGUGGUCGUGAAGGAGGAAAUCGUAGAAACUUGCUCCAAUCCAAUUUCGGUACCUACAAGGAAGAAAGGAGAAAAGACCGUAGACUGGGAGGAACAGAGAGUGAAAGAAGAGAAGCUUGUGGCAGAUAUCAUCAACAGGGUCAGGAAAGAGUGCGAGGCGCAAGGAGCUGCUGUUACAAGAAGAGGGUACAGUAGGAGAUCAACUUCUAUCAUGAAUACUGCUUGAAGUUUCAUCAGUAAUAAUUUAUGUGCCAAAGUGGAGUAUUAUUGUACAGUAUUUUUUCAUCGAGUAGUUCAAAUUUUAUAUAAGCAUUCUUUUCGGUUUAGUGUGAAGAAUCAUAAAUCUUUAAAUGAUUAUUUCUAUCCAGACAGUUUGAAAUACCCGGGAAUCCAAUAACAAGAGGUGUUGGUUCAAGACCCAGAAGUAUAUCAUAUAUUUUCUGCAAUAAUUUAUUGACAAAAAAUAGAUCUCAACAUAUGCAAAAUAUUUACUCAUAUCCUCAGCUGUCUGGAUACAUUUGGUGUUACAUUUUUCAAUAUCAACUUAAAAUAUCAGUCAACUAACUUUUCAAACAUUCUGCAAAUGCGUAUAUAUUCCCGUAAAUUUCAUCCAUAUUGGAAUAUGAUAUUGAAUGUAAAUAAACCUAGAUAGAGAGCUCAAUUUUCUCAUAUAUAUGAUAGUGAUAACUCCUGAUAUUUUUAAUGUUUUAUAUGUUAUGAUAUUAUUGUCCUUGUAUACUUUAGUGACAUUAGCUCAUAUUUUUCAGCUAGCAUUUAUUGAUGUGCCAAAUAUUCUUGCUCAAUAUGUUAAAUCCUGGUGAUAGUAGAUAUUUUGUUGUUUGUUCACUUUUUUUUGGAGCUAGAUACUUACUCAUAUGAUGUGCCAAAUUUGUUGUUUGUGUCAGUAUUGCUCACCUACUUAUUGUAUACCAGUAUUCAUCAGAAUUUACCAUUUGGAAAACGUUUGUUUGUCCCUCAUGGAACAAUAUAAAAUUAUUAAAAAAAAUCAAUACAUUUUUCAACACAUGAAUUCAUGGAAUGAAAUAUAAUUGAUACUUCUAUGUUACAUACUCCCAAAAGUAAAAUCUGAUAGAUUAUAUAAAUUAUUUUUUCUCCCAUAUCAGAAUUUUCUUAUACUGCAAAAGAAUAGCAUGACUCAUCACUCCCAGACAUAUUGGAUUAUCCAUUGUAAACUUAAAUCAAUAAUUUUUCUGAAAGGGGAUAAUUAUCUUUAGUUUUGGUUAAUCCUCUAUUGACUUUCAUAACAUUGAAUAGUUUUUGGGCUAGUCUUUAUAAAUUGUAGAUUGUAAAGUAUUGAAAAGAUUUUGCAAAUUCAUCCAACCUUGACCUAACCUAGGUUACCUACCUUUUAACGUGCUGCGAAUCCCAUAUUAGAAGAAUCGUUAACUUGACCUAACCUUGUCAAAAAAACAGGUUGAUCACCUUUCCGAGUUACUUUUCUGUAGGUUGAUUCCUGAAUAUUUUCUAGUGUUACUCCUCCAAAAACCUUCUGCAGUGAACUGAAGUUGUAAGCGUCCUAUAUUUUCAUAUCUACAAAUGGUAUAUGUAGUCCAAAUAACGGCUCCUAGUAAGUCUACAAAAUUAACACAGUAAGCCAUUAGGAGCUCUUCAGAUUACACGAAUAAAACAAGGAAUAAGCUACCUUCUCACUUCUGUCUUGUCAAUUUAUUAGUAAUCUAGUUUAUAUAGACGGUCCCAACAGUCAGAACACAAUAUUUAUAUAUUGUGAUGGGAAAACACUUUCGUUUUGGGUCUAUCAAUUGACUAAAUCUAUUUAUUCACUAAUAUAACUACUGAUUACUUCUGAUCAAUUGUCACUGCUGAUCAUACAAUUCCUUUGGAAAUAUUGGGGUGUGCUUCCAUACUCUAAUUUGUUAGUAAAUGGUACACGUCAUACUUUUCCUUUGGGUUCUUGGAGUUUGUCUUUAGACAUCAACUAAAAUCGUUAGGUUUAGGCAUCAAAAUUGAUUUUGUAUUUGCUUGUCAAAUAUCUGAUUUUCUGUCCAAAAUUUGAAAUUCAGAUAUAAAUCAAAGAUUUGUGACAAAUUUGGCUGAUACAAUCCAUGAUAUGGAUGUGAAUUCUAGUAUUAAUGUCACAAUAGCACUUCUAAAUUGAUGUCAUUAGACUACUGAAGAUGUAAAAAAUUGUUUAGUAGGAACUCUACAAUUUUAGGAAUAUAUUGUGGGAAUUUGGGAAAACUACAUUGGUCCAGUCGGUUUCUGCAAAGUUUUUUAGAGCCCCCUGCAGUUAAAUGCUUCAGUGAUAUUUUUCAAUACCACAUCUCUUCAACAGUCUGUUAGAGAGGUGAUGUAACAAAUUAAUCCACAUUUUUAUACUUCCCUGUUUUACUUUUUUGAUUCUUUCAAGUUCCAUUCUUUCGUUCUAAGUAAUAGCUUUUCUGGAUUAUUUCCAUUCUCUUAAACUCAGCUUAACUGAAAAAAUAAGUUUGAUUAGUUCAAUCGAGUUUCUUAUUUGUUGAGUAUCUGACAUAUGCAAUUUUUGACAAUUGUCAAUACAUUUCAAAAUUUUCAAGGAUCUUUUUCAGAUGUAACAUUCUGUAUAUUUUCAAUCCAACACACACAGCCUCUCAGUUAUAUCUGUACCACUGGUACAAUAGUGAAAUCAGUUUGAGUACUUCUGAACUUUCUUCUUAGUAUCCUUGUUUUGAAAUUUUUGAAAGAAAUAAUGAAUUAUUUCUUAUGAAUUCAAAGGGUCAGGUAUGAACAAUUCUUU
This is a messenger RNA of Leptinotarsa decemlineata (Colorado potato beetle), 4433 nucleotides long. It is a transcript of the gene Ttk, whose product is annotated as tramtrack. Gene Ontology annotation, biological process: regulation of transcription by RNA polymerase II. Lineage: Eukaryota; Metazoa; Arthropoda; Insecta; Coleoptera; Chrysomelidae. Gene Ontology annotation, cellular component: nucleus. Gene Ontology annotation, molecular function: protein binding. The record is from RefSeq and is a predicted model, not a curated record.